Pocillopora verrucosa is the source of this 878-nucleotide messenger RNA. RefSeq lists its product as uncharacterized. NCBI's taxonomy places the organism in Eukaryota, Metazoa, Cnidaria, Anthozoa, Scleractinia, Pocilloporidae. The record is from RefSeq and is a predicted model, not a curated record.
UCAACGACUGCUUCGACAACCCUAUUGGUGUUGCCAAUCCCAACGUGAUCUCUAAUCAGCAGAUGAAAGCGUCUUCCCACUUAGAUGAAUCUCAUCAGGCCUCUCAUGGUCGGCUAAACGGGACAGGUUGGUGUGCGGGAAAUGCUAGCUCCCAGGACUGGCUUCAGAUUGAUUUCAAUCGAACAAUCGAUGUUUGUGCUGUUGCAACACAAGGAGGUGCAAACGGCUGGAUGACCAAAUUCAGGCUGUUAUUCUCAAAUAAUGGAAGACAGUGGGUACCUUACGAACAAGAAGAUGGCUCCAUUAUGCAUUUUGACAGGUCGGGCAAAAAUGUUACAAUUGACCAACACAAGCUUCCAAAGACAGUGUCUGCAAGGCAUGUUCGCUUUAUUCCAAAUUUGCAGCAUGUCUGGAAUUGCCUAAAAGUGGAGGUUUAUGGAUUUGAUGACCCCUGCUAUAAUCAUGAUGUGCUAAGUCAGGCGAAAAGGAAGAAAACCUUCGAGGGUGCUGGCGGCCAAUGUGACCGAAAAAUUUUACCUUCUGAAAAAAAAUGGUUCCGUUUUGUCGAACCAGCUGGUACUCAAAUGCCAACUGCCUGUGUUCCUCUAUCUCACUGCAAUGCUGAUAGACCCGGAUGGCUGGAUGGACAUCACCCUAAUGUGACGCAAGGUGUAGUAAACAUGAGGGUUUGCUUUACUUCUGAGAACGACUGCUGUGGUGAUCAGAUAUUUAUAUCGGUCAAGAAUUGUGGCGACUUUUUUGCAUAUGGACUGGUAAAACCAAGGAGUUGUGGACGAUAUUGCGGAGAAUAAACAUUCGCUGUGCUUUAGCAGCCAAAGAAAGAAAACGAGACAGGGGGAAGGUUGGCAAAAAUGUAC